AUGGGUUCUUAACACAGAAUCGCAAUAGAAUCUAGGAAAGUUACGUUUUGCGUCGUAACAUUAGGAUUUGAAAAAAAAAUUAUCAUCUUGAAGAUUGCAUCGUACCAGGUAUUGAAGAAAAGCAUCAUGUUAGGGUAUAGAAAGGAAAUUCUAGACAAGUUAUUCAAGCAAGAUAUGUUAACUAUUAUAUCUCCCGGUCUUGGAUUACAUGAACUUGUUUUACAUUUCCUUGAAAGGUAUGUAUCUUCCAAUCAAAGCUCGAAUGAAACAAUGGAGGCAAACGGAAAUGUUAACGUUACACAAAGUAGCUGUGAUACAAUGAAACUUAUUCUUAUUCUUAAUAUGUCUCCGAAAGAAGAAGUUUUUUUUUUAAAUUUGACCAAAACACUCUUCAAUAACAGUUUUUGUGUGAGGACUCCAGAUGACUCUGCAGUCUUCGAAAGUAAAAAAAAACUACUUGGUCAUCGACAUUGUAUUUAUCCUUUAAGUGAUUUGACCAUUCAGCGUAGUGAUAUUAGGGAAAAAUUUUAUUUAAAGAGUGGUAUUGUUUUAAUGUCAAGUCGACUUGUUGUAACAGAUAUUCUAAGUGGCCGCUUACCUCGAUCAUUAAUAAACGGUUUAAUUAUUAUGAAUGCUCAUAAUGUUGCUCAACCAUUUUUGAAUACAUUAUUUGCAGUAAAACUUAUUCGAGAGGAAAAUCAAACAGCAUUUCUUAAAGCUUUUUCUGAUCUACCAGAAGGAUUUAAUCGAGAAACAUCUCACAUAGACCGUGUUUUAAAAGAUUUAUUUCUUCAGGAAAUUCAUUUAUGUCAUCGCUCAGAUCCUGAUGUGGAUGCAUCCCUCACAAUGCCGCAUCAACCAAUAACUUUUCAAGUAACGCCUCCUGUAACAAAGGCAAUGCAAGAUAUUCAGGCAAAUAUUAUUGAGUUAAUCAAAAAAGGUCUUUUACAUUUAAAACGCUUACCUCUUAUUGAUUUAUCCGAGUUAAAUUUGGAUGAAUGUUGCUUUAAAAAAGGUUGGGAUGCACUGUUAUAUCGUUUAUUAGAACCUGUAUGGGAUCAGCUUUCACGAAGGUAUAAACAAAUGAUUCAGGAAAUAAGCUUAUUUCGAAAACUUCUUGCUUCACUGGUCGAACUUGAUUCCAUUUCUUUUUUACAAUAUUUGGAAUCCCUUCGAAUGUCACUCGCACUUGACCAACGUUGGCUCCUUACUAUGGAAUGGGAUACAAUUAUCAAAUUAGCAAAAGAAAGAGUUUAUAAAGUCAACUUUUUGGAAAUGUCAACUUCAACGAAAAACCAAUCAAACAAAAUUGCUAUUUUUCAAUUGGAAACACCACCGAAAUGGACGGCUAUUAAACAAACAAUACGAGAAAUACGAGAUUCCUUUACUAAUAAUGGAGACAGAAAUGAUACAAUAAAAAAUGGAACGCCUUGUGUAUGCCGUUUACUUGUCGUAACAAGGGAGAUUCUAUCGUUUCAUCAGUUACAACAGGUUAUUCCUAAUUCUAUAGAAAAAGCUAAGGAAACUAUUUUAAAACAACUUCUUACACAUCAUGAAGAACAAAAACUACCUAGCCUUGAGAAGCCUUCUCACCAAAAUAUUAAUCAACACCCCACAAGCCUUUUAAACGAUCAACAAGAGAUUCCGGUUGAAAAUGCUCCUGAUGGUACUUACACUGAACAAACUUUAGACACAUCAAUAGAUUAUCCAAUUCAUGCUAACGAAUCCCCAACGAUCAUUAUCCCUUGCACUGAUUCCUUACUAUCGCUUCACAUAAAAGUUGUUUGCUUUAAGAGAGACUAUGAAUUGUAUGCUUUUCUACGCUCUUUUCAACCCGACGUUAUUAUUUUAUAUACCCCCUCUCUACCAUUCAUUCGAACUGUUGAAGUGUACUCGGCACAACUCCAAGCCCCGCCGAAGGAUCUCAAGAAGCGUAAGAUUCAAAUUAAUGAAGCUAGUACAGAAUCGACACUUACCUCUUUUAAAUUUCUUCAGACAGAUACAAAAGAAGAACCUCUGAAAAAGGAAGAAGAUAAAAUUAAUAAUGGUAAAACUCAUUCGUUCAAAAUUGUCAAGGUGUACAUUUAUAUUUUUUGUAAAACUGCAGAACAUCAAAAUUUUCUUUACACUGUUCAAAAUGAGCGCAAUACUUGGAAAUCUUUACGAAAACAAAAGAAAUUUUCAGUAAUAACAUCGAAAGAAUUGUUUUUAAAACAAACUAAUGUAUUAUGCGAUUUACUUGGUAAUUAUCCAUCAACCCAUCUAUCUUCUCGAAAAGGAGGCAUUCACAUACCGAAACGGCAAAAACUCGAUAUUGUAGAAGCACAACCACCGACUGUCAUAGUCGAUAUACGAGAAUUCGUAUCAGCCUUACCCUUCCACCUUUAUUCAAACAAAUUUCACAUUGUCCCCACUACUCUAUUGAUCGGGGAUUAUGUUUUAUCACGUGAUAUAUGCGUUGAAAGAAAAUCUAUAUCCGACUUUAUCUCAUCUUUACGUAGUGGAAGACUCUUUGAUCAAGCAACAGAAAUGUCUCGGAAUUACCUUUUUCCAACAUUAUUGAUAGAAUUUAAAUCGAACCGAACGUUUUCUUUCUCUUCUCAAGAAUGGAGUCAGGCCUUUAAACAAACCGAAAGUUGUUUUUCACUAAAAGAUCUUUUGAUCAAAUUUUAUAUUUUACUUUUGAAUAUACCACGCGUACGAUUGCUUUGGACAUGUUCUGGGUUUUUUACCGCCUCUCUUUUUCAUCAAAUAAAACAACGAAGAGAAGAACCCGAUCCUUUAAAAGCCGCGUUGCUUGGUUCCAAUAAUCUAUUAAUACAAAAGUUCCAUAAUGACCGUUUUGGUGACGUCUUGCGUCGUUUUCCAGGCGUGACAAGCAAAACAGCACCAAUUCUUUCACGUUCGAUUUCAAAUUUAUCAAAUUUAGCUAAAAUGGAAUUAAACCAAUUAAAAUUAAUUCUAGGAGAAUCCUCUGCCACGAUUUUGUAUAAUUUUUUGGACGUGAAACUUCAAAGUGUUACAGAUACCUAUGGUUGAAGGAAAGCAACAGUCAGUUGACAAGUUUUCACCCAAUUCAUGAGAAAAACUGAAUACGAUUUGAAUAGAAGGGAAAUCUGCUUAGCAAAACUUAGUAUUUUUCAGUUUUUGUGUUAUUGAGUUGUAUUUAAAAACUUUGAGACGUUUUAUGAGUGGCAUCUUAGCAAAAGUUUACAUGAAUCUUCCUGACAUUAAGCGUCACAGAUGCUUUUUCAGGUUAAAUUAAGCGAUGAGGUCUACUCAUACAAGUUUCGCACUUAUUAAACUAU
Messenger RNA from Hylaeus volcanicus, 3308 nucleotides. RefSeq lists its product as uncharacterized. Gene Ontology annotation, molecular function: single-stranded DNA binding; single-stranded DNA endonuclease activity; damaged DNA binding. Bases 127 to 3039 code for a protein of 970 amino acids. NCBI's taxonomy places the organism in Eukaryota, Metazoa, Arthropoda, Insecta, Hymenoptera, Colletidae. The transcript has 19 exons. The record is from RefSeq and is a predicted model, not a curated record. Gene Ontology annotation, biological process: resolution of meiotic recombination intermediates; nucleotide-excision repair involved in interstrand cross-link repair; double-strand break repair via homologous recombination. Gene Ontology annotation, cellular component: nucleotide-excision repair factor 1 complex.